Chaetomium globosum CBS 148.51 is the source of this 672-nucleotide messenger RNA. RefSeq lists its product as uncharacterized. The transcript is spliced from 6 exons. Lineage: Eukaryota; Fungi; Ascomycota; Sordariomycetes; Sordariales; Chaetomiaceae. The record is from RefSeq and is a predicted model, not a curated record. Bases 1 to 672 code for a protein of 223 amino acids.
AUGUUUCUGCCAUCGACUCUGAUGAACCAAUGGUCUCGACGUUGUCUUGAGAUUGCCCGCGUCGGCUGGCCGUAUUCAUCAUCGGCCAUGGGCAGGUUUCAGGUGGAGGCCCUGGAUGGUUGGGAGGUGUCGUGUCCAAAAAGCCUCGGAACUUCGGCGAUGAAGAAGCUUGAGAUACCCUCGGCGACUUUGCUAACCUCGAUACAAGGCCAUCGCUUCAUAUGCCCCCAAAACCCACAUGUUGCCUCAGGGUUCGAACAAGCAGCCUCAGGGCAGGUCGACACCAUCAGGCGAAGAUUUGGUUGCCUUUCAUCAUCGGCGUUGACCUCAGGGCAUGCCGACAUCAUCGGGCAGCGAAGACUCGGUUGUCUUUCAUCAUCGGCGUUGAGUUCUCGAAAACAGCCUCAGAAACCGCCAAAUCCACAGAUUGGCUUGCAUCCCAUCACCGGCUGCAGAAGAAAAGACAUGGGCCAUGGUAGGCAGCGGGCUGCGCUAAACGAGCACUCCCAGGAGCGACUGCGCUCCGUGAUGGUGGACAUCUGGGCGUCCGCCGCAGCGAAAGCAAGCUCGGAAGCUGGUAUCCUCAUGGAGGGCCCGUUGAGUGGCCUAAGUUGCAGGUGGAGAGAGGUGCGAGCAUCGCCACUGGGGAAUAUAUGGCCACAAUCACCCUAG